Molecule: messenger RNA, 546 nt
Organism: Tetrahymena thermophila SB210
Lineage: Eukaryota; Ciliophora; Oligohymenophorea; Hymenostomatida; Tetrahymenidae
Product: EF hand protein
Exons: 5
Cellular component (GO): myosin II complex
Molecular function (GO): calcium ion binding
Source: RefSeq, a predicted model, not a curated record
AUGGCUUCAAUUGCUAAAGGUAAAGAUAACAAAGCAAAGGGUAAUAAAAAGCUAAAGAGUAAGGAGGCUUUUAGAUAGGAAUUGACAGAAAAAUAAAAAAAAGACAUUAAAGAAGCAUUUGAUUUGUUUGAUGUUGAUGGUUCAGGUACUAUAGAUAUUAAGGAAUUAAAUGUUGCAUUAAGAGCAUUGGGAUUCGAGCCUAAAAAGGAUGAAAUCAAAAAACUUGUUUCUGAUUUGAAUAGUGAAUAGAAGGAAAAAGAAAAUUAAAAUACUAUAGAUUAUACAGAAUUUCUUUAGAUUAUGACUGCCAAAAUGAAUGAAAAAGAAUCAGAUGCAGAAAUAGAGAGAGCAUUUAAUUUGUUUGCCAAAAAUAAUUCAACAGCAAUUACUUUUGACAACCUUAAAGAAAUUGCAAUGGAAUUAGGAGAAACAAUGAGCGAUGAUGAAUUAAAGCUUAUGAUUUUAGAAGCAAAUAAGUCAACAAAAGAAGGAGUAGUAACCAGAGACCAGUUCCAAGAAGUAUUAACAAGAGCCACAAAUAUUUGA